Exophiala mesophila is the source of this 1131-nucleotide messenger RNA. RefSeq lists its product as uncharacterized. The transcript has 4 exons. Lineage: Eukaryota; Fungi; Ascomycota; Eurotiomycetes; Chaetothyriales; Herpotrichiellaceae. The coding region runs from base 1 to 948 and encodes 315 amino acids. The record is from RefSeq and is a predicted model, not a curated record.
AUGGCUAGCUUCAAAUUCCUUCUCUUGGCUCUUGCCGUUGUUCUCAACCUUGGUUCGGUCAUGGGCCAAUUCGCUUGGGAUGUCCCGCCUUGUGUGGGCCAAUGUUGGAGCAAGAGUUUCAACAUGACGGUCAAGGAUGCCAUGCAAACUUGUCACCGCAAUGUCUGGGAUGCUCGCUGUCUCCACCUCUACUGUCAGGAGCUUACGAACUGCCCUGAUACCAAGGCAUGCCUGAAUGUUCAAUGUGAUGCAAACGCAGAGCUCGAUUGGCGCAUCGAUCACAUGGCCUCUUUCUUUGGAUGUACCUAUGCAAAGCAAUUCUCCACUGAAAGCGAGAGUCCAGAUGCUACCUCAAUCCCAACCUCGCGCAUUCAAGCUAGCUCUCCCAUCCCUGCAGACGAACCGGACACCCAUUUUCGUACCCAUGUUCGCCGUGACUCUUCUCACAACGCGACUGAAACUGCUAUUGAAACUGCUUCUGAGCCAAUGUCGUCUUCAGUUGUCAUCGCCAAUUCGACCAAUAGUACCCCUUGCAGUUCAAUCGUCACCGCGACCAUCGUUCGUACUGCCACCUUUUCUCCCAACUCCACAGCGGUCCUUCCUACAAGCUUCACCUCGACCUCGUGCAACUGCAAUACCACUACAGUUUUUUCGACAUACACAUACACUCCACCGGCCGAUCAUGCCGAUCAUGCUUCGAGUACUACUACUGUUUUCGACAGUAACAGUACCAUCACCAUGACCUCCGUCAAGACUAGUGUCAUUAGCACCACACGCCCACACGCCAAUAUCACGUAUUCGCAUCAUACGAAUAUCUCUACCGCCACUAGCACCCACUCAGCACCUGCUCUAUUCACUGAAAAUGCUGCUGUGCCAGUCAAUCCAGAAGUGAAGGUUCUCGCCUGGUGGGUUGGCGUGAUGGGAAUCUUUGUGGCGAGAUUUCUUUGAUCAUCACUACGUAGGGCAUCUAACCAAACGUGUUGGAAUGUGAUGGUAGUGGCUAGAUGGAGGUUCACAUCUUGUUUCUUGUUCGGUUAUCAGCGACAUCACCAGGCUACAGAGACAUUGGGUGCUGAUUAUGGUUGGCAAGCGUAGCUGGGUAUCUAGCUGGCUGGCCACCCAAUUAAUCAG